Trifolium pratense (red clover) is the source of this 897-nucleotide messenger RNA. RefSeq lists its product as uncharacterized. The transcript has 3 exons. The coding region runs from base 1 to 897 and encodes 298 amino acids. Gene Ontology annotation, molecular function: RNA-DNA hybrid ribonuclease activity; nucleic acid binding. NCBI's taxonomy places the organism in Eukaryota, Viridiplantae, Streptophyta, Magnoliopsida, Fabales, Fabaceae. The record is from RefSeq and is a predicted model, not a curated record.
AUGGAAGCUGCAAAAAGCCGGAACCUGGAGGAACUCGACAUAUCCUAUUUGUUAGGUAUCCCUUUGGCGCCUACUAUUUUCUGCUGCAAAACACUAGUGGUUCUCAAUUUGACCGGAAUAAGUGUAGCCACUAUGCUUCAUUGUUCCGUUGAUCUUCCUUUGCUCGAAUUCUUAUCUCUGUCUGAAGUUCGUUUUAAAGGCAUGGAGGAUUUAAUGAAACUUCUCUCCGGCUGUCCAAAAUUGUUGGAUUUAAGAACUAGACAUGUUACAGCAACAACCGGUAUUACUACCGGAGGAUACUUUAAACCCUUAUCCAAGUUGUUCUAUGCUGAUAUCUGUUUAUUUGAGGUUCCGGUCAGAGCAGUUUCUAAUGUGGAACAUCUAGUCUUAAGGAAGCUAUGGUGGUGGAAUUUGAAUUUACCAAAUUCCAAGGACAAAGAGGAUUGGAAAUACCCAGAUCAUGUUCCUGAAUGUGUUUCAUCUCAUCUAAAAAUAUGUAAAAUUAAUGACUAUCAUGCUGUGGAAGCUGAUUUUCGGAGGUGUAUUGAGGAUUACGCCCAAGUGUUAAUGAAGUGCUUCUUUAAACAGAAUUUGAACUCGACAAACAGGCUAGUGCGAUGGAAUGCUCUUGAUAGAACGAACAUGAUUUUAAAUGUGGAUGGUAGCAGUAUUGGUAACCCGGGAAUUUCAGGCUUUGGGGGGUUGAUUAGGAACUCUCAUGGAGCUUGGGUCCGAGGAUUUGCUGGGAAUAUUGGUUUCUCAAACAUACUACAUGUUGAGCUUUUGGCAAUGUAUCAUGGCCUAAACCUAGUUUGGGAACUGGAUAUAAAAUAUAUGAUAUGUUAUUCUGACUCCAAAACAGCCAUUAAUUUGAUAGAGAAACCUAUCAAUGAAUGA